This is a messenger RNA of Seminavis robusta, 1140 nucleotides long. The record is from the annotation of a GenBank genome assembly. Lineage: Eukaryota; Bacillariophyta; Bacillariophyceae; Naviculales; Naviculaceae.
AUGGGGGAGAAGCAACCAAGAGAGCUGGUCAGGGUUACUUCCAUCGGAAGCAAUGGAAGUCCUCCUGCAGAUGCCUUCCCUCUUCAGCUCUGUCAAGGUGACUGCGAUAGAGAUGCUGAUUGCGAUGAAGGUUUGAUUUGCUUCCAACGAGGGCCCAAUGUUCCUGUGCCUGGGUGUGAAGGUGGAGCCUCUGAGUCGUCCCAGACAGACUUUUGCAUUUUCGACUUUAGUAGUGCCGGAGCAGGCACACCUCAGCCCACCCCCGGGCCUACACCCCGGCCCACAACAGCACAACCAACAACUACUACGGGAAUGCCUUCCCAGAGCCCUUCACAAGUACCAUCCGAAGCUCCAUCCCAAGGUCCUUUUGGGCGAAUCGAAUAUGUUGGAAACGAGGGUACAUUUUACUCUGCCUACCCAAUGCCAGUCUGUAAGGGAGAUUGCGAUGUGGAUGACGAUUGUAUUGAAGGUCUUUAUUGCCACCAACGAGGGUCAAUGGAUGCUGUGCCCUACUGCGACGGUGGAGAAGAGGAGCGCUCCACUGCUGACUUUUGCGCUUGGGAUGGAGAGAGUCCUGUUCCCGUGCCCGUGAGCGACCCACCAGAAGGAUAUUUCCGACUGAAACUCUACUGGGAGGAAGGUUAUCACUGGCAGAACGAGACUUUUGAGCGUGAAUGGUGUAUGAUGUACGACUACCAGGGAUAUCCUGGAACUGGUUUGUGUUGGGUUGGUGAUGACGCUGUCAAUUGCGACCAAGACCAAGUUUACGUUGGCAAGUGCAUUCAGGACGAACGGAUGUGGUUUACCUUUGUCAACGUUUCAGAUGCCCCGGUGGAAAUCAGCAAGCAACCUUCUUUCAUCGAUGAAAGGCUGAUCAUGACUGGAGACAACGAGCGCUGCUUAACUCGCUACGAUCGAGAGAUUUGGCUCGAAUCCUGCGACCCAGAUAACUUUCGGCAACGAUGGAUUGCUUUGAAUGGAAAUUUCGACGGGGAAGAGUUUGAAAUCAGUCAACGUGGCUUCACUCAUCAAUGUGUCACCAACGACCACCACCCAAAAUCAGGGGAAGUAGUGGAACUCCACGAUUGUGAAGCUUCUCGCGCUUAUGAUUCUCAAACUUCGUUCUGGAACUUGUAUUGA